Molecule: messenger RNA, 426 nt
Organism: Rotaria sp. Silwood1
Lineage: Eukaryota; Metazoa; Rotifera; Eurotatoria; Philodinida; Philodinidae
Source: the annotation of a GenBank genome assembly
AUGCAUAUACAAUUUCGUUUUAAUGAUCUGAUUGUCAAUUCCAUUAUCAGCCAUUUUAAUCAAUUAAUUCCAACACCAUCAACAACAUCAAAUUCAACAUCGGAUGAAACAAAACCUUCUCAAUCUUCGUUUAGAAGUCGAGAAGCAAUACAAUGUCGUAAUCAACAACGUCAUGAAAAAAGAAAACUUAAAGGACAACAACAUGUAAUAAAAAGAAAAUUACAUCAUCAAUGGACUAUACCACAAAUAAAACAAUAUCUUGAUUCACUUCACGUACGGUAUGCAUAUAUUCCACACUUCUACAACAACAUUCUUCGAUUACAAUUUAAUAACCAACAGGAUCAAGAUUUUGCUGAUAGUAAAUUAAGUAUUGAUAUUUUUGAUGAAAAUCAUUAUAAAAGUUUUAUAAAUGAUCAAGCAUCAUAA